CAAAGGAAAGAAUAUAUGGACGCAUACCAUUCUAGUGUCAGUACACUCUUAUCUUUUUCUGUCUGCCUCUCUGCAGAGCUUCCCUCAGUGUCUCUCCUCCAGAAGUCUCCCUCCUCUCCAGUCAGCUGCCACGCUACAGGUUUCUACCCUGACAGAGCCAUGAUGUUCUGGAGGAAAGAUGGAGAGGAGCUUCAUGAGGACGUGGACCUCGGAGAGAUCAUCCCCAACCACGAUGGAUCCUUCCAGAUGAGUGUUGACCUGGACCUUUCAUCAGUCCCAGCUGAAGACUGGAGGAGGUACGACUGUGUGUUUCAUCUCUCUGGUGUGGAGGACGACAUCAUCACCAAACUGGACAAAGCAGUGAUCAGGACCAACAGAGUGACUCACUCUCUGAAGUAUUUCUACACUGCGUCUUCUGAAGUCCCAAACUUCCCAGAGUUUGUGGCUGUUGGAUUGGUUGAUGACGUUCCGAUAGAUUACUAUGACAGUAACACCAAGAGAGUAGAACCCAAACAGGACUGGAUGAGCAGAGUCACAGAAGAUGAUCCUCAGUACUGGGAGAGGGAGACUGAGAUCUUGGUGGGUCAACAGCAGGCCUACAAAGUCAACAUUGAAGUUGCAAAGCAGCGCUUCAACCAAACUGGAGGUGUCCACGUUCUCCAGUGGAUGUACGGCUGUGAGUGGGAUGAUGAGACUGAUGAGGUCAAUGGUUAUGAACAGUUUGGUUAUGAUGGAGAAGACUUCAUAUCAUUUGACCUAAAGACAGAGACGUGGAUCGCUCCAGAACACCAGGCUGUCAUCACCAAACACAAGUGUAACGAUAACAAAGCUGAGAUAGCUCAGAGAAAACACUACUUCACCCAGAUUUGUCCUGAGUAUCUGAAGAUGUAUGUGGACUAUGGGAGGAGCUCUCUGCUGAGAACAGAUCUUCCCUCAGUGUCUCUCCUCCAGAAGUCUCCCUCCUCUCCAGUCAGCUGCCACGCUACAGGUUUCUACCCUGACAGAGCCAUGAUGUUCUGGAGGAAAGAUGGAGAGGAGCUUCAUGAGGACGUGGACCUCGGAGAGAUCCUCCCCAACCACGAUGGAUCCUUCCAGAUGAGUGUUGACCUGGACCUUUCAUCAGUCCCAGCUGAAGACUGGAGGAGGUACGACUGUGUGUUUCAGCCCUCUGGUAUGGAGCAUGACAUCAUCACCAAACUGGACAAAGCAGAGAUCAGGACCAACAGAGCCAGUCGACAGGAAACCUGGGAGGAUUCUGAGCUGUUCAAAUCACAGCCGGCCUCUGACGUCGAUGCCUCGGGCAAGAAACGUUACGUGGCGCCUCACGUCAUCUACCAAACGGGGAAGAAACCCGACGAGCCCUGCUCCAUCACCUCUUCUCUCAGCUACUUCCCCGAAGAAGAACCCGGCGAGGUAAACGUGACGGCUCCGCCCAAGUCUCCGCCCUCCAACCUCACCGUGGUGAUGGUGGAGGGAUGCCCGUCCUUCGUCAUCCUGGACUGGGAGAAGACGGACAACGACACUACCGAGUAUGAAGUCAUCUCCACCGUUGGCGAGCAGGUUUCCAUCCUGACCACCAUCCAGACUCACACCUCUGUGGAGAACCUCAAACCUGAGACCAGUUAUGAGUUUAAAGUGAAGCCGAAGAACGUGCUGGGUGCAGGUCCUCCCAGCGAGCCGGUCACCUUCGACACAGAGUCUGCUGAUCCUCGAGUGAGCGACAACGUUUCAGGAAGAAACGCCAUCUGGACUCAGUUCCCCUUCCAGACGGACUCUUACUCCGACUGUCACGGGAAGCAGUACGUCAAGAGAACCUGGUACAGGAAGUUCGUCGGCGUCCAGCUCUGCAACUCGCUGCGCUACAAGAUCUACCUGAGCGACUCGCUCAAUGGUAAAUUCUACAACAUCGGGGAUCAGACUGGCUUCGGCGAGGAUCACUGUCAGUUCGUCGAUUCCUUCCUGGAUGGAAGAACAGGAGGCCAGCUCCAAGCUGACCAGCUCCCCUCCAGACCCGGUUUCUACAGAGCCGAGCGUCAGGAGCCCGUCCACUUCGGACAGAUCGGAGGACACUCCCACGUCAACUACGUCUCGUGGUAUGAGUGCGGGACGCCCAUUCCUGGGAAAUGGUGAACGAACUUCACGUCCGUUCUCGGAGAAACUCCAGGACACAAACUGCCGUCGGCCAGGCUGGGAGGCAGCGACAGCAGGAGACUUCUUCACGUUACCCAGAGCUGUAAAAACAUGUACAGGAC
Messenger RNA from Sander lucioperca (pikeperch), 2252 nucleotides. RefSeq lists its product as uncharacterized. Gene Ontology annotation, molecular function: protein binding. Gene Ontology annotation, biological process: positive regulation of cell-substrate adhesion; extracellular matrix organization. Bases 16 to 2130 code for a protein of 704 amino acids. The transcript is spliced from 12 exons. NCBI's taxonomy places the organism in Eukaryota, Metazoa, Chordata, Actinopteri, Perciformes, Percidae. The record is from RefSeq and is a predicted model, not a curated record.